This is a messenger RNA of Lactuca sativa (garden lettuce), 1242 nucleotides long. RefSeq lists its product as uncharacterized. Lineage: Eukaryota; Viridiplantae; Streptophyta; Magnoliopsida; Asterales; Asteraceae. Gene Ontology annotation, cellular component: nucleus. The record is from RefSeq and is a predicted model, not a curated record. Gene Ontology annotation, biological process: negative regulation of cyclin-dependent protein serine/threonine kinase activity. Gene Ontology annotation, molecular function: cyclin-dependent protein serine/threonine kinase inhibitor activity.
AAGAACGAUAGCUUCGUUAAGAUAUCUGGAAUACUUUGAAAUAUGAAUUUUUAUAUGUUGGACUUUUGUAGUCAGUAGUAUAAUUGUGGAUAUAUACGGCCUACAUACUCUCUUUUGAGUCCUAACACUAACACCAAGGUGAGAGAGUGUGUGUAAAAGUGAGGACCACACGAGUGAUCAGAAGCUAUCAAAAGGGAAUCUCUGGCAUUAGCGUCGUCACCAUCGUCAUCGUUUUCAUUCUCUCGAGAAAAAGAAAACAGAAAUACAACUGGAGAUUUCGUUCUAGAUUGAAGAACUGACGUAAGAGCGGAAUCAUAUGAAGAAUGAGGAAUGGAAGAAGUUAGUAAGGGAUUAGCGAGGUAUAGCAUUCUGAGUUGGUGUGGUUGUGGUAAUGGAGGUUACACAGGCAGGAGUCAGAACUAGAGCUCGAGCUAUGGCGGUGGUGGCGGAGGAGACGGAGGAUAAUUCGGGAGCAGUGAAGAGGAGAAAGGUCGGUAAUGAGAAAUCGAGGUCGCCGUCGUUAACAUCUGAACAAACUAAAACUCGGUGUGAUAUUGAUUACGUUAAAUCGGCACAUGAGGAGGAGGAGGAUCCAAGCGAUUCCUUCAAUGCCUCCGCGAACCUUAAAUCCGGUGGUGUUACUGGAUCAAUGGAGAAAGUGAAAGUUGCGGAUCUGGAGAAGAGUUUUGGAACUGAAACAUCCGCCAGACAUAAAUUAAACGGAAGCGAAAGCACACCUAAGAAGGAGCUCAAGGCGGAAUCAGGCGAACUGGAAUCAUGUACAGCAAAGCCGUCACCGGAAAUGGUUAAUCCUUGCCGUACAGUUUUGUCGCCGGAGAAGAUGCCACCUGAAGCGGAACUUGAAGCCUUCUUUGCGGCUGCAGAGGAAGACCUUAACAAACGGUUUAAAGACAAGUAUAAUUACGACAUUGUAAAUGAUAUUCCUUUAAAAGGUCGAUACGAUUGGGUUGAACUAACGCCAGGAAAAUGAGGAUUAAUUAAGAUGAUCGAUGAAGAAUAAAUUAAUGAGCAUUUUUGUUUUGAUGAAUUAUUUGAAGCUUUUCUGGCUACCAACAGCAGCUAACCCUAAACGAGGAAGAACGACGCUGUGAAAAAGUAUGCCGUAGUGUUGUGUGCUUUUUAAAUCGUUGUUAUAUAAUUCAUAUAUAGUAAUGAUAUUCGAUUCCACCACUGGUAAUUAACUUUGAUUUUAAUUAAUUCUCAAAAUUACUUUUUGAUUGA